Paramecium sonneborni is the source of this 515-nucleotide messenger RNA. The record is from the annotation of a GenBank genome assembly. NCBI's taxonomy places the organism in Eukaryota, Ciliophora, Oligohymenophorea, Peniculida, Parameciidae.
AUGAUUGAUAUAAAAUUUAUUGAUAAUACAAGAAAGAGUUAAAAAUAUGGUGAUAGGCGAAUAAUUUAAUUAUUUAAAUUUAUAGAAUGCUUCCAGAUAAGAAGGGAAAGAAAUACAGAUGAAUAAUUGGUUCUAGUAAUUGAUGGCGUAACUUUUGUUGGAAUUUCAAAGUAAAAUUUGAAUUCAAUUUUAGACAGACAUUAUUGAGGUUAGACCAUAAAUAUUGCAAUUAAAAAAAGGAUAAUAAAAUGAGGAUUGAAAGAUUAAGAUAAUCAUCAAAUUACCAUCCAAGAAUUGUACAUUCUUUGAUGAUUAAAUUGUAAAUAACUAAGAAAAAUUUAUGCCCGAAUAAUUUAAACGACGAUCUAAGCCUGAACUCUUAGUUGCUAAUGAAACUUUGGGAGUGUCAAAAAAUUAAAACCUUAAGAUUACGAAAAGGUACCCGAAUUCUUUUGUAAGAAAGUGAUGCUGUAUAUGAAAUCUAUUCAAGAUAAGAAGUAAUUGAUAGGAAAUGA